AUGGAGUUUCUGGAAAAUUGUGUGAGACGAGUAUUAACGGCGAAUCUCUGGAACGAGCUGCCGUUUGGGACGUUUCAUCUGGAUUCUUCUCCCUCUCGAAGACAAUACGGAAUUAGAUUCCAAUAUACACUGUCAAAGCUGAAGCAUUUUGAACCAAGACAUGUGUCACCACCAAUUAUAAAGAAAUGUGACUGGGAAACUGAACACGCUGAUCUGGAUUUCUUCAAAGCUGCCAUGAUCGGAAAGGGUUCCUUUGGUGAGAUUGUGAAGCUUAUUGGAGCGAAACACUACUAG
Messenger RNA from Eruca vesicaria subsp. sativa (arugula), 294 nucleotides. The record is from the annotation of a GenBank genome assembly. Lineage: Eukaryota; Viridiplantae; Streptophyta; Magnoliopsida; Brassicales; Brassicaceae.